Molecule: messenger RNA, 872 nt
Organism: Corticium candelabrum
Lineage: Eukaryota; Metazoa; Porifera; Homoscleromorpha; Homosclerophorida; Plakinidae
Product: mitochondrial import receptor subunit TOM70-like
Exons: 4
Coding region: 16-597 (193 amino acids)
Biological process (GO): protein insertion into mitochondrial inner membrane; protein import into mitochondrial matrix
Cellular component (GO): mitochondrial outer membrane
Molecular function (GO): protein binding; transmembrane protein transporter activity
Source: RefSeq, a predicted model, not a curated record
UGGAUAACUCUUGCAAUGUCUGAUGAGGGUUCCACUAUUCCUAAAUUUCAGAUAGUUCUUGCUGCCGGUAUACCCGUGGCUGCAUUAUGCAUAGGAGCUAUCGCGUACUAUCGUUGGAGAAAACGGCAUGUUUCACCGGUUUUUCAAGAAAGUUCAGCUUCAGCUUCAGCAGCUGCCACGGGCACAGAGAAAGAGAACAUACAAAACUCAUCGAGCCGGUCAGAGGUAACAGAUACUUCUACAGAAACACCAACUGCACCACAAGAACAUAUUAAAUCUUCAGACGAAGAAGCAGAAUCACGUGCGUACAGGUCUCCAGUUGUAAGAGCUCGUGAAUCAAAAGAGAAGGGAAACAAGCAUUUCAAGGAGGGACGCUACGAAAAAGCGAUUGAGUACUAUACGCAAGCAAUCAACUUCUCGCCUCCAUCGGAAAGGAGCGCUUUAGCAGUGUAUCAUCAUAACAGAGCGGCAGCAUAUGAUCAACUGAGUGCAAAAGCAAAUGGUGAUGAGAAGAAGAAAUUUCAGGAAAACAUUCUUGCAGACUGCUCUGAAGGUAUAUAUGUUGGUGAUGUUCAGAAUGUUCUUAUUUUGUCUUAGGCUACAUCAACAUCAACUUGAUUUGUUCUUCUAUUGCCGACUGUACACUGUUUUAGGGUCGAUCGUUCGGUUUGUAAAAAUACUUGCAAAUUUUGGGCCAUGACAAAUCUGUACUUGCUGGACAAUCAAGGUCUUAGCAACUGAUCUGCAGGAAGUCUUCGAAUGAAGCUGAUCAUUGAGACAGUUCACCACGCAAUCGAACACCAAAAAACCUUACUGCCCUGUUUUGUUGAGGGAUUAGUCCAAGCAAAUGCGGUAAAAGCCACAGUCGUGAU